UCAUUUAAGUGAAUCAUAACAGCGUGUUCCUCUGUGCGCGCGUGCUCCGGACUGCUCCUUUCAGAACUGGAGACCUCUCUCUUUGUUGGACAUCAUGAAACUCUCGCCAGUUUUCCGCCACGCGUGCGCACGAGCCGGGACUCCAUGGAGAACGUUCAGCCCCCGGAAAAGCUCGGUACCGGUGAACAGGACGGGGUUCUGGUUGCCGGUUCGGCGCGCGGCGUCCAGCAGCAUCGGUGGUACCGGAGCUUCAGAACUUUCACCGGCUCUCGGCUUCCACACACCGCGCGAGAACAACAGCGGCGGGUCCGCGAGCGAAAAUAUCAUCCGGGAGAUCAUCCAGAGGAGCAGAGAGGAGCUCGCUGCCGUAGUGAAAACCCACCCAGGAAUCAGACCCACCCUGGCCAUCGUACAGGCAGGUGAAGAUGACGCUUUACUGGACAUCAAUAAGAAGAUGGCGGGAAAGGUCGGCCUGAACGUGACGCAGAUCUGUCUGCCGAGCGGCUGCACACAGGACGAGGUCGUAGAGGAGGUGCUGAGGCUGAACGAAGAUCCGAACGUUCACGGCGUGUUCCUGUGUCUUCCUCCUUCGUCCCUCUCCCGCAGAGUGCUCGACUCCAUCAAACCCGAGAAAGAUGUGGACGGGGUUUCAGAUCUGAACGUGGGCCGUCUGGUGUCAGGAGCUCUGUCUGACUGCUUUCUCUCACCUGUAACAGGUGCAGUUCUGGAGCUGCUGGGCAGACACGAUGCUCCUCUGGCUGAGAAGAAGGCGGUGCUGGUCGGUCUGGACAGGCCACUGAACACCAUCCUCCAGUGUCUGCUGCAGAGCGAGGGUAUGGAGGUGCAGACCAGCCGCUGGAGCUCAGACAGGCUGCAGAAGCAGUUGAAGCAGGCUGACGUGGUUGUGGUGAUGGGAGCCGAACACACCGCGCUCCCAAACCUGUGCUUCAAACCCGGAGUAACUCCCAUUAACUGCGGCCCUGCGUUAAUACCAGCUCGUGAGAAGAAGCCGGAGGCUGAAUCCUGGCCAGAUGUUGGACGUAUAAGUGCGGCUCUCAGGAUGCAGAACGUGGUGAGAAGCAGUAGGAGGUGGGUGGAAGGACGGAAGUAUCGGCCGUGGACGCUCCGCCCCCUGAAGCUCCAGCCGCUGUCUCCCGUGCCCAAUGACAUUGAGAUCUCCCGGGCUCAGACUCCGAAGCCCAUAGUGCAGCUGGCCGAGGAAAUCGGCUUGUUGCCGGAAGAGUUGGAGGCGUACGGCCGCUCCAAAGCCAAGGUUCGGCUCUCGGUACUCAAACGCCUGCAGCAGCAACCUAACGGCAAAUACGUCCUCGUGGCAGGCAUCACGCCGACUCCUCUUGGUGAAGGGAAGAGCACAGUGACAAUCGGUCUGGUCCAGGCUCUCUCUGCUCAUCUCAAACUCAACUCCUUUGCCUGCCUCAGACAGCCGUCUCAGGGUCCUACAUUCGGAGUCAAAGGUGGAGCAGCAGGUGGAGGAUACGCUCAGGUCAUCCCUAUGGAGGAGUUUAAUCUCCACUUGACCGGUGACAUUCACGCCAUAACGGCGGCGAAUAACCUGGUGGCAGCAGCCGUGGAUGCCCGAAUCCUGCACGAAGCCACCCAGACUGAUAAGGCCCUGUAUAACAGACUCGUGCCAUCCGUUAAUGGAGUGAGACGCUUCUCUGCCAUCCAGCUGGGGCGACUCAGGCAUCUCGGAAUCAACAAAUCCGACCCCGGCACCCUCACACCCGAGGAGGUCCACGCCUUCGUCCGGCUCGACCUUGACCCUGCAAAGGUCACUUGGCAGCGAGUGGUGGACACCAACGAUCGUUUCCUGAGGAAGGUCACGGUCGGCCAGGCGAGCACCGAGAGAGGACACAGCCGGCAGACUCAGUUCGAUAUCGCAGUGGCGAGUGAGAUCAUGGCGAUUCUGGCUCUGACUGACGGUCUGGCUGAUAUGAAGAGCCGUCUGGGCCGCAUGGUGGUGGGCAGCAGCAGGAAAGGGCAGCCAGUAACAGCUGAUGAUCUCGGUGUGACUGGAGCUCUGGCUGUGCUGAUGAAAGAUGCCAUCAAACCCACCCUGAUGCAGACGCUCGAGGGCACGCCGGUGUUCGUGCACGCCGGGCCGUUCGCCAACAUCGCCCACGGAAACUCGUCAGUGCUGGCGGACCAGCUGGCUCUCAAACUGGUCGGAGAGGACGGCUACGUGGUGACGGAGGCAGGUUUCGGAGCAGACAUCGGCAUGGAGAAGUUCUUCAACAUUAAGUGCCGUGCCUCCGGACUCACGCCUGACGCCGUGGUGUUGGUCGCCACCAUCAGGGCUCUGAAGAUGCACGGAGGCGGUCCGAACGUAACAGCUGGAGUGCCGCUCCCAAAAGAAUACACCGAGGAGAAUCUAAAGUUGGUCUCGGAAGGCUGCAGCAAUCUGAAGAAACAGAUCCAGAUCGCUCGUCUGUUCGGAGUCCCCGUGGUGGUGGCUCUCAACGCCUUUAAGACCGACACGGCGGCCGAGAUCGAGCUGGUGUGUCGUACGGCCGAGGCUUCAGGGGCGUCGGCGGCCGUGCCGUGUCAUCACUGGGGGCGGGGCGGACGUGGCGCCGUGGAGCUGGCGCACGCCGUGAGGGAAGCAACAGCACAGAAGAGCGAUUUCCACUUCCUGUACAGCCUUCAGACCCCCAUCGUGGAGAAAAUCCGCACUAUCGCGCAGAAGGUUUACGGCGCCGAUGACAUCGAGGUAUCGUCUGAAGCACGAGCUAAAAUCGAGUAUUACACGCGACAGGGCUUUGACGCGCUACCCGUCUGCAUGGCCAAAACCCACCUGUCUCUCUCUCACAUGCCAGAGAAAAAGGGCGUGCCCACCGGCUUCGUCCUGCCAAUCAGAGACGUCCGUGCCAGCGUAGGGGCGGGGUUUAUUUAUCCGCUGGUUGGAACAAUGAGCACCAUGCCCGGUCUUCCUACACGACCCUGUUUCUACGACAUCGAUCUCGAUCCGGUAACCGAGGAGAUAUCGGGGCUCUUUUAAGCGUCCGUGUGACGCAGGUACAGGUGUAGCUGUGUCGGGGUGACGGCGAUGGGGACGGUGACGGUUCGAGCGGCCCGGAGCAGACGUACCGACCCUGCCUUCAGGGCGAAUCGUGAACCGGGCGUCCCCGCAGACGCACCUAUACACCGUCUGUCAUUUUUAAUGCGUUAUUCACUCGUUUCAUUAUACAAACAUUGCAAAGGCCGAGAGAACUCUAGUUUCUUUUUUUCUUUCUUCUUUUUUUUGUCCUUUAUAAACUUUUGUUUAGAUUUCACACUUAACGGGAGGUUCUUUUAUUUAUUUAUUUUUUUAAAAACCUUUUUAACAAAUCAUUUUUCAUCCUUUUUUUUUUUUUUUUUUUUUUUUUUUUUUUUUCCCAGACAGCGAAAACUCCAUGCGAUCUUUGGUUUGCAGUUCUUUAGUUUAGUUCAGGAAGUAAACGAGUUCAGAUUUCACCCUGGGAUGGAGUUUAUUUUGACCGGGUUUUGUGUUUUUAAAUCCAGUUUAUAGAGCUGAUCAGAUUUUAUAGGCUUUCGAGAGAGCCGGGGGAAAAAAACCAAAACAAAAACAAACCGGAGUUCCUGUCUGAAUGUAAUCAUCUGUGUUUUUGUUCUUUGAAUUGAGUCUGGACGUUUAUUUAUUUACUGCCUUUUACGUAACCGCCGCCGUUACGUCGGCCCGUGCCGUGACGUGCUUUUGUAUGUCGUGUAAUAAAUUGGAAUAACCACU
Messenger RNA from Ictalurus punctatus (channel catfish), 3748 nucleotides. It is a transcript of the gene mthfd1l, whose product is annotated as methylenetetrahydrofolate dehydrogenase (NADP+ dependent) 1 like. Gene Ontology annotation, cellular component: cytosol. Gene Ontology annotation, molecular function: methylenetetrahydrofolate dehydrogenase (NADP+) activity; formate-tetrahydrofolate ligase activity; ATP binding. The record is from RefSeq and is a predicted model, not a curated record. Gene Ontology annotation, biological process: tetrahydrofolate interconversion. The coding region runs from base 95 to 3019 and encodes 974 amino acids. Lineage: Eukaryota; Metazoa; Chordata; Actinopteri; Siluriformes; Ictaluridae. The transcript has 28 exons.